Molecule: messenger RNA, 2129 nt
Organism: Strongylocentrotus purpuratus (purple sea urchin)
Lineage: Eukaryota; Metazoa; Echinodermata; Echinoidea; Camarodonta; Strongylocentrotidae
Gene: ermard
Product: endoplasmic reticulum membrane-associated RNA degradation protein
Exons: 14
Coding region: 78-1895 (605 amino acids)
Source: RefSeq, a predicted model, not a curated record
ACGGAUCGAGUGUUUGUUUUCACUCUCAGGCUUCAGCUCGACCGCGCUUUUUGAUUUUAUGUUCUAGUGAUUCCAAGAUGUCUUCAGAGUCUGAUGAAGCACCAUCAUCACCACUCAUUGUUGAUGUGGAGGAGGAGGAUUCCUUCAAACAGAAGACGUAUCUAUCACCUCUGGUCCAUCAUCUGAUCUCUAAGAUUGGGUCAAGAACAUCAGCUAGCCAGAAUGAGCCAUGUUUGCUACAAAGUGGUCUUAUUGAUUGGGAGGCUCUGAACAGUAAUGCACUUCAACAUGAUAUAGAUUCUUGGGAUACAAAGAAAGACUUCAAUAAUGUAGUAGGUAGACUUGCUGUGCCUUGUCUGGACAUCCAUGAGCAUGUGAUGGCGCUCUCUCUAUCUGACCUGGAGGAGACAUAUAGUAAAUGGUUGCAAUGGACAGGUUGCCCUGGUGUUUUUCUAGAAGGGUUUCAGCUUCUGAAAGAGGGAGAUUUGAGAGGUCCUUCAAUCAGUUUACUUGUGACCACAUCAGUCCUAGAGAAGGCACUGGGAGAUGUCUACUUGAUGAAAAAUAAGCCAUGUCCAUCUCUGCUGAAAGAUCUUCUGAUAACACAAGAACUACAGAGUUUCUUUGGAUGCCAUGCAUUAUUUUGUUUACGAGUCUUGAUGGGACCUCCAACCAGUCUCAACCUCAGAAACAUUCUGUGGCAUGGAUUUGCAUCUCCUGGUGAAAUUCCUUCAAGAUAUUCCAGUUUUCUAUUGGUAUUGACCGCAAGUCUUGGCUACAUGCUUCAUAGCCUUGGAAUUCAUCCAUCCAGCAUUCCUCAUAGAACACAGAUAGAUUUCCAGAAACAUGUUCCAUUGCUACAUAACAAAUUUCCUGUUUUACUUCCAGAUCACUUGAACACGCUUUCUAAAGAGGUUUGUGAGAGAGGCCUUAUCUGUCAAAGUCAUGUUUCAAUGUGGGAACAAGCUGCUCACUAUUAUGAAAUUGAAAGGUAUAAUCUAUGUGUUAUGAUCUUAUGCCCUCUACUUGAACAUCUGAUCAGACUAAUUUUCGCCAAAGCCAACAGGUGUCCUGAGAGAGUCCUUACAGCAGAGUCCACUGUGUUAUUCACAACAUUUGAUGAGAUGCUCUGUGCUGAGCUGAGUGAUGGAAACCCCAAUCUGCUUAUACCUGCAAUAUCUGAGCCAUUCAUGGACCUGCUGAUGGAUCUUCUCGUGCAUCCCGACGGUCCUCGUCUCAGGGACCGCAUCAGUCAUGGUGAGGUUGACAUCCAUGGUGUACCCAGAGAAGUCGCUUCAUUCACUAUAUGUGCCUUGUUUUCCUGCUCCAUGAAGCCGCCAAAUUUAGCUGAUAAAAUCUCACACCAAAAAUUGCCCAUUUUAGAUGAGAUCCUAGAUUGUGCUUCUUCCUACACCUCUGUCUUUUACCCUGUGGCUUCCUGUAGACGUCUGGUCCACUCUCUGGCUCCCUGUCUGAGUGACUGGUCCUCCAUGCCUAGACCAACACCCCAGGACCUGGACCACUCUCCUUGGGAAACUGGACCAGUGGAGGGUGAGUCACAGGAGAGGACCAGAGACAAGGACCUGGUACUGAUGGUGGUGAGACACAGUCGGUGCUUCAGCAAGGAUGAUGAAGCCUCUAUAACUGAGUGUGUCAUCAACCCUUUCCUCUGCAUGGAAUCCCUUGCACAUCACCUCGAUAGUCUUCAACUUCAGACGUUGUUCAGGCCUCGUAAGGAGCUUGAGAUAGCAGGUCUUCUACAUCGCAUUGCAGCUGAAUGCCUAAAGGUCAACGAUCAGAUCCGUUACCUGGCAACCACAAGAUUCAGCCAAUGGCAGGGCAAAGAACUUAGAUCUAGACAGAGAACAAACUACCAACGUUUCCUGAACAGGUGAGGUUAUUAUUUUUGUUAACCAAUUUAAAUUGACAUCAUUGUGAUUCUAUAUUAAUGUCAAUAAGUUUCAGUGAUUGUUUUCAAAGCAUAAUGUCUCUUCAUUGUCAUUUAUAAAUAGAUUAAAGGGUAGUGACAUGGAAAGUAUCAUGUAUGAUCUACAUGUACCAACAUUUUGUGAUCGGUAGACAUUUUCUGCCCCAUCAUGUCAUAUGUAUUUGAUAGACACAAUGAAAAU